This is a messenger RNA of Gavia stellata (red-throated loon), 3182 nucleotides long. It is a transcript of the gene NT5M, whose product is annotated as 5',3'-nucleotidase, mitochondrial. Gene Ontology annotation, biological process: pyrimidine deoxyribonucleotide catabolic process. Gene Ontology annotation, molecular function: 5'-nucleotidase activity. The coding region runs from base 1 to 699 and encodes 232 amino acids. Lineage: Eukaryota; Metazoa; Chordata; Aves; Gaviiformes; Gaviidae. The transcript has 5 exons. The record is from RefSeq and is a predicted model, not a curated record.
AUGAUUUUGCUCAGCAGCUUCUUGCACCUGCGGCCUCGGCGCUGCGGCCCCUUCGCAGGGCUGUGCAGGGGGGCCGGCCCCGCAGCGGGGUCCCGCAGGGCUCUGCGGGUGCUGGUGGACAUGGACGGGGUGCUGGCCGACUUCGAGGGAGGCUUCCUCAAGAAGUUCAGGGCCAGGUACCCCGACAAGCCCUACAUUGCCCUGGAGGACCGGAGGGGCUUCUGGGUGUCGGAGCAAUACGGGCGCCUGGGACCUGAGCUGAGUGAGAAAGCCAUCAGCAUCUGGGAAUCCAAGAACUUCUUCAUUGAGCUGGACCCGCUCCCCGGGGCUGUGGAAGCUGUGAAGCAAAUGGCAAAUUUGGCAGACACCGACGUGUUCAUCUGCACAAGCCCAAUCAAGAAGUACCGGUACUGCCCUUACGAGAAGUACGCCUGGGUGGAGAAGCACUUCGGCCCCGAGUUUCUUGAGCAGAUCGUUUUGACGCGAGAUAAGACAGUGGUUUCUGCUGACCUGCUUAUAGACGACAGACCUGAUAUAACAGGGGCCGAGCUGAACCCCAGCUGGGAGCACGUGCUCUUCACGGCCUGCCACAACAAGCACCUGCAGCUGAAGCCCCCCAGCCGCAGGCUACAGUCCUGGACCGACGACUGGAAGGCCAUUCUGGACAGCAAACGCUUGCCACCUGGCAGGGCCACCUAAACCCUGGCCUCCUGUGGCCACCCAGAGCUGUGGCCACCCGCUAGUGUCCCUGUGGAGUCCUACUGAAGGCUGAAAGUACAGAUGGACAGAUGGAUACUGUGGAGAGGAAGAGGAGGGGGACCUGAAGUGCCAUGGCCACCUGGACCCAGGGAGCAGACCCCAGCCUGGCUGUGCCACAAGGGACCGGCAGCAGGAUUGGACCAGUGGGCCGGAGAGCCCAGCCAGGGAGCAUUUCCCGCCAGCUCUGGGGGUCUCUGUGCUGUGUCUGCACCCCCCUCAAGGCCAGCCCGAUGUUUCUGGCAGAUGAGGCCACCCUCAGCGUGUCACCGCCCUUGUCCAGUGUUCUGCGUGGCAUACGCCGGCUCUCCAUCCUGCUCUGUGUAUUGCAGUCAGGGAUCGCGCGGGUGGUUCAUUGCAUCCUCGCAGGGCUUCGUAGCAAGGGGCUGCCUCAGGGGACAUUUCCCUCCCGGACAGUGCCUGGGUCGGGAGAGAGGGGCGGCUGGAAGGACAGGGGGAGCAGCUGGACGCUGCCCAGGCUCCAUGCACCGGCUCAGCUGUGCUGUUCGUUGCAGCCGAUACGACGGGGUGACUACAUGCUUCCCUGCAGGAAGAGUCCCUGCAGCAGGAUAUGGGGACAGUGACACUUGUCCCGUGGAUCUGGCCAUGGGGAGAGAGCCUUGAGGCACUGUCACACCUGAGAUGUAGCCAUCCUGCAGCUGGCGGGAGGGAUUCCCGCUCGCCCUUGGCCCUGAGGAGCUGCCACAGCUUUAGAGCCGAUUUGGGAUGAAGAGAGGGGCUCUUCUCGCACCUACUUACUGCUCACGGGCCGCUCGCCUGGGGCAUUGCUGGGGCAGCGAGCAGGCAGCGGCAGUGCCAGCACCAGCCCUUCCUGGGAGCUGGGCAGCUCCUGCAGGAGCUCAUGGCUUACCCCGCCAGCCGGUGAUCGGAUGGUAGCUCCGUGGAUUUCAAAGCCAGGGAGGUCUGCCCAUGCCAGCUGCGUGAUCAAAGCGCCCCAUCUCCCUCCUGGUAGUGUCUGACAUCAGCCUACCAGGAAAGCUCUGGGUGUGUGCCCACUGGGCACCCUGCUUCCACGCAGAGGGUCCUGGAUGCUGCAUCUCACCAGGGACAGGCAUUGAGAUGGUCGAUGCCACAGAGCAUCCUAAAGCCUUCAGUGCGGAGCCACCUGGGAAGAUGCCGCUGGGUGGAGAAGCGGGGCUGGUGGAGGCAUUACAGCGUCACUGAGAAGUGGGUAAAGCAGAGGCACCACAGGUGUCCGAAGGGCAGGUUGAGGGUUGCUGUUGGUGGAGGAUUGUUGUGGCCGCAUCCAUGGAUGCUGUUUUCACUCCUCACAUACCACAAGGGAAGUUGGGACGUUGCUGUUAAAGGCUGGGGAGCCCAUCAGAGGUGCCCACGAGGCUGCAUCACGGGAUUAGUUUGUUCUGCAGCUGCCUGCGGCUCCGCUGCUGUCCCGGUUCUGGAUGUCUAGGGACAGAGCAUGCUGCUGGCCCUGCUCGCCUCGUGCUGGGACCCCUGCAGCAAGGUGUUCGGCUGCCUGGCUGUGCGAAGGGGCUGCGUCAUAUGUGGCUGUCCGUGCCAGCCACCACUGCCGGAUGACCAUGCCAGGGCUGCUGGGAAGCUGCAGCUGGGCACUGGAAAGGGAGCGUUUGGACCAAGGGACAGCUCCAAGAGGGAUGCCUUUUACGUAGAUGUGCCCACAGCCUCUUCCUCCCCUGCCUGGGUCAUUCCUGCACCAGCCCGUCCUUGAACUGCAGCGACCUGGCUGGCACUGGGAGCAGCACCACAAAGCAGCCGCUGCAGCUUCUCCUCUGCCCGGCCCCGGAGAAGAGCCGUCCCAGUUGCUGGGGAGAGCCGGGCGUCCCCUCCCUGCCUACAGAAGCCGGUGCUGGGCUGCCCUGGGCAAAGCCCCAGGGAUGCGUCGGGUGCGUCAGGGCUGGCGUGUGCUUGCGUCACUGCUGACACCGCAGAGGCCACGCAGCCCCCUCUCCCGCCUGCCCCCACACCAUCCGGGAUCCCACCGCGCGCUCCUGCUCUCCUGGCCCGAGGACUUGCUGGCUGCAGGAGUAAAAUUCCCCACUGGGACACAGAGCUCCACAGGCAGGGGUGGUAGCCAGGGCUGGGCCGGGGUUAGCCACCCCGCACUGCUUGCUCAUGCAUUUGGCUUGCCUCUCCUCUCUCCUAUGGGACGCCCCAUCAGCAAAAAACUAUGUGAGCUCAAAGCUACAUAGCCAACAAAUAACCUAUUUCAGCAGCAGCAGCUGGCCCCCUGCCAUGUCCGGGACCUGGAGGGGCUACUGAAGUCGGUGCUUCCGAGUCUGUGCCUUCCCCAACUGCUGCGGGGCCGGGGACAAAGCCCACAUUCUCUUGGGUCUUUCUGAAAACUGCCCCGUCGCUUGGGAUGGGGUGAUUGCGUAAAGACAGCACAGUUUGGCCCAUGGCGGUGGGAGUUACAUACCACAAGGAUU